This is a messenger RNA of Drosophila virilis, 2112 nucleotides long. RefSeq names its product Nuclear distribution protein nudE (gene nudE). NCBI's taxonomy places the organism in Eukaryota, Metazoa, Arthropoda, Insecta, Diptera, Drosophilidae. Gene Ontology annotation, biological process: establishment of mitotic spindle orientation; mitotic centrosome separation; vesicle transport along microtubule. Gene Ontology annotation, cellular component: kinesin complex; centrosome; kinetochore. Gene Ontology annotation, molecular function: microtubule binding. The record is from RefSeq and is a predicted model, not a curated record.
UUGUGCAUUUUGGAGUAGUGGUAAAUUUUUACAGGCAUAACUAUUUAUAUGCGGUUUUUAUGUAAAUAAACCAAAGCAAACAUAGUCAAAUAAUUCGUAAAGUCAACGCUCUCAGAUCACUGACUUAACCGCAACAACUGUGUUUUGGCAUUAUUAAAAUAGAAAUUUGGAAGUGAAGUGCCACAAAACAUAAGCAACAGGCCAAUUAAAAAAACGAAUUUGCUUAGUAAUAGUUAGAUAGAAAAGUCAAUAAGCAACGAACGAACGAACAUUUCUAACCCAGUUUGACCACCGACUAGUAAACAUCAAAUAAAGCACUCGAAAUGGAGGCCCCACCAAUGUUUAACAGCGUCGAGGAUGAGUGCAGAUACUGGAAAGAACGCUCAAAACAGUACCAUAAAGAGUGGACAGAUGUUAAACAAGAAUAUGAUGAAUAUGUUGAACAGUCGAGAGAAAUGGAAGCCGAAAUGGACGCAACUCUGGAACAAAAACAGAGUAUAAUCAAAGAUCUCAGAGCCAAGCUUAAUAUGUUAGAGAAAGAAAAUGAUUCACUAAAGCUCAAGCUAGAUUCACACGGCAUCGAAAUGUCAAAUUUGGAUAAACAGUUGGAGGCGGUUAAAAAAGAACGUGACUCCAUGAAAGAAUACCUGCGACAGUUGGAGCAGAAAAACGAUGAUCUGGAGCGUGCGCAUCGCAUACUCAAUGAGAGCAUAGUAGACUUUGAGAAAAUGUUGGACAAAGCCUAUGAGAAAAAUGCACUUCUCGAGAUGGAGGUGGACGAAAAGGAAAUGCUGCAGGAGAAGCUGCAGCGGCUAAUGGACGAGACCCGCGAUCUCAAACAAGAGCUUAACGUGAAGUCGCGCUAUACGCCAGCUAAUGGCACAGCAGCAUCAGCCGGUAACAGCUCGAUGAACUCCUCAGCAUCGCUGCCCAAUGGGAUUUUGGCCAACGGUGAUAUAUUGCUGCAACAUGACAAUGCCGCCACAAAGGCGUCUAGCAUGAGCGUCAGUGCGCUAAAUGGCAGUUUAGCUAAUAAGAACGAAUAUAAUCAACAGCAACAUUCGCUUAAAAAUCCCGAGAACCUUAUCAAUGGCAACGCUAUGAAUGCCAGCUCCCGCACCACGGCGCUCAACAUUGUGGCCGACAUGUUAAGAAAAUUGAACGCCAUGGAGACAAAGCUGAAAACAUAUCGCGAGCAUGCGCCGCCAAUGCAGCCACGUCAAUGACCAGCAGCACCAGCAGCAGCAUUGGCACUGCAUCAAUCGCCACUAUUACUGACUGGCGGACGGCUGUCGCUGGAGGCGGAGUAGCAGCUGGCCACCACAUGUGGCAGUUGCACAAUAUUAAUUGCAGUUGUCGCUUGUUCAGUUUUAUUUUAUAGUUACAGUUGUGCGCUACUGCCCGUUUAUUUAUUUCAUUGAAAUGACUUGUAAAAAUUAACUAUAUAUUACUUAUAAAUAAUACACAAUUAUUUACAUAGUAUGCUGACCACUGAAGUCGCCCCGCCCAACAUAUAACGCCUUAUUAAGUACUUGUAUGUGAACAUUAAUCUUAAGUCUGAAUUAACCGACAGUUUUGAUUUUCCAUGUUAAGCAUUGUUAAUGGCCUUCAAUUGUUUAAUUUGGCAGCCGCGUUAAGCACAUUCAUGGAAUGUAUAUUUAGACCAGUCAUGUCCUAGUUUAGUUCACGUACACGGCACACAAACGCAAACGCAAACAGCAGGCCAUUGUAGCAAGCAGAGCUUUGAUAGUGCACCAAAACAUGUACAUUCAAUAUCAAUACACACACACACAGACACACACUAACAUGUACACAACUUGGACAUGACUGAACAUAGUGCAUAAGUUCUUUGUGUAGUAAGUAGUACAUCAUAAGUUCAGCUGAGUCGAAAGUAUUACAGCUCCCAGCAGCAGCCCUAAUACACAGCAUAAUAAACAACAAAUACUCGUAGCAUUAGAGAGGUUUAUGGCGAUACUCGUGUGGCAAUUACACUUAAGUUAAAAUACAAUUUAUGACAACCCCACACAGAGUCGACAAUUCUGCAACAUUUAGUUGAAUUUAACUACGUACAAACUCACAUACACAGAAAUAUAAUGAUUUAACACGUUCGAA